Linum trigynum is the source of this 1944-nucleotide messenger RNA. The record is from the annotation of a GenBank genome assembly. NCBI's taxonomy places the organism in Eukaryota, Viridiplantae, Streptophyta, Magnoliopsida, Malpighiales, Linaceae.
GGUUAUACGUAGGAACAUAAGAGCAAAAAGACAAAACGGUCCCUACUUACGGAAUACGAUUCCUUUACCUCGCCUCGCGCAAGCGGAGCAUGCAGGUCACAAAUACCAUACUUGGAGAGUAGAUAAUGGAACCGAUCACCGCCAAGUCCUUUUGUGAAAAUGUCAACAACCUGAUCACGCGAAGACACCUUGGUGGGGAGGAUGGUGCAAGCUGUAACAUGAUCUCGAACAAAGUAACAGUCAAGCUCAACGUGCUUCCUCCUUUCAUGAAAAACUCGAUUAGCUGCAAUGUGUUGAGCAUCCUGAUUGUCACAAUGAGAGACUGUAGGACUAUAAUAGAAAACACCCAACUCACGAAGAAGUGCACGAAGCUAGGUACCCUCGCUAACGGCACUAGUCAUGGCCUGAUAUUCAUGUUCAGCUGAGGACCGGGAAACAACAGUCUACUUAAUUCGCAAUGAAGUUGGAGCAUCUCCAAAAAUAACAAAGUAUCCGGAGGUUAAACAACAAGUAAGCUGACACCCUGUCCAAUCAGAGUCACAUUAGGCAGUCAACCGCGAGCUUCUAGUAGACGACAAGAGAAUCCCUGUCACGAUGCAUUUUUCAAGUAACAAAGUACCCGUUCUGCGACAGUGACAUGCGCAAAGGAAGGAGAGUGUACGAACCUGCUGAGAAUGCUAACAUAAUAUUUAUGUCGCGGCAAGUAAUAGUAAGAUACUGUAAACAACCAACUAACAGAUGAUAGGUCGAUUGUUCAACCUCACGGGAAGAAGUAGAAGCAUCAUCAUUGUUUGCAGGAGGUCUGGUGAGCUAGUGAUCAUGUUCGACAUGCGUGGAAAUAGGACCCGCCUCCCAUAAGUUCAACAUCAUACAGUAAGUCAAGAGUAUACUUGCGUUGACUUAAGAAUAUACCUUUUUUGGAGCGAGCAAUUAAAAAUUCCAAAAAAUACUUCAAGGGACCCAAAUUCUUGAUGCUGAACUGGUCGUCGCAUUUGGUUUUGAUGUGAUGGAUGAAGUCUUACUUCAUCCUUUGCAAGAACCACGUCAUCUACAAAGAUCAACGUAGUUACAAAAUUGGAGACAGUCUUGCGCAUGAACAUUGAUUAGUCAGCACGAGUUCGAGUGAAACACAUGCUGAGAAGAGUAGAGGUAAACUUAACAUACCAGUUGGAGAUGCCUGUUUCAAACCAUAGAACGACUUAUGCAGUCGACAAGCUCGAGGGUCCCCUGGAGCUGCAAAACCUUGAGGAAUCUUCAUGUAGACUUUCUUUUUGAGAUCACCAUGCAAAAAGGUAUUGUUCACGCCGAGUUGAUGAACAACCCAACCGUGAACAGGUGCAACUACAAGCAAAGCGCGGACACUCGCCAGCUUCACAAUAGGUGCAUAUGUGUCAUGGUAGUCGAUACCUUCAAUUUGGGUAAACCCUUUUGCGACAAGACGAGUCUUAUAGCGCUCCACAGUCCCAUCCCGAUGUUAUUUAAUUUUAUACUCUCACUUGGGUGUGAUCUCCUUCUUCCCUGGUGCUAAAGGGACAAGAGAACAGGUAUGAUUCACCUCCAAGGCAUCCAUUUUGUGUUUCAUGGCCGUGCGGUACUCGACUCUCUAAAACACAACACCAAACUAUGACCAAGUGUAAUCGCAAUAUGGAAAUGGAGUAUAGUGGGUUCAGUUUUACUUGUCAACUCGGGUCCUAGAUUUACCGUCUACUCCGUGUAAUUCUGUUCUACCGGUAAAAGUCGAGUGAGAAUGAAUUUAAACUAAGCAGAAAGAAAGCAACAAGUUGUUCGGUGAUUCGGGCCUAAUUGUAUACUUUUUACCUCUGUUUUCAUUAUAUGUUUGUGGCACUUUUAGUUCGUGAGCAAUGCAGUUAAAAGCGCGAUUCUACCUAGAAGCGGAAAAAAGGGUAAAAUCUUAAAGAGUAGAAUUAAAACGUAAAAGCGUAA